Molecule: messenger RNA, 2357 nt
Organism: Drosophila gunungcola (fruit fly)
Lineage: Eukaryota; Metazoa; Arthropoda; Insecta; Diptera; Drosophilidae
Gene: vari
Product: protein PALS2
Exons: 10
Coding region: 294-2204 (636 amino acids)
Cellular component (GO): plasma membrane; cell-cell junction
Molecular function (GO): protein binding
Source: RefSeq, a predicted model, not a curated record
CACAAACAAGUCGGUUGUUUCCUCGCUGGCGCAGAUGUGAAUUCUUCUCGCGAGUGUUUGUUUUUGUUGUUUUGCGUGGCGUUGUCUUUAUAACAAUAACAACAAGUGAUUGCUCCUUCAAUACAAGUUGAGUUUUAGAGGCUUGACAUAUGGCUAAAACAUAAGGGUAACCCCUUUUUUUAGGCUCGAAAUUCGAGACAUCCUUGGCUUAACUUAAUUUUGGGCUAUUAUAUUGGCCACCUCCCAUUCGGUACUGCUUCUUCCUCUUAUUUUGCCUCGUUCUCGGCGCCACAAUGGUGCGGUGGAGCGCUCGGUCACGACGUCAAGCUCGCCAAGAUAAAGUGGAGCUGUUGGCCAGCAACAACAAAGUGAAUGGCGAGGACGAUACGUCCGAUAACGCUGCCUUCCGCAACUCGACGGACCUAUCUGACCACGAUGAGAUCUUCCUCAAGGGCUUACUACGUAGCAAUCCCAGCACGCCCCACAAGGAACUGAUGCUGAAUUCGACCGAGCCGCAGCCAGUGCCAUUAUUCCUGCCCGCUCAUCUGAACAACAAGCCGAUCUGCGACGACAUUAUCCGCAAGUUCUCACCCUCGAGGCGUCUGGAGUCACGAGAGCUCGCCAAGCUUCUCGCCCAACCGCAUUUUCGUGCCCUCUUGCGCGCCCACGAUGAGAUAGGUGCGCUUUACGAGCAACGACUGAAAGCUGCCGGCGGAUCCACCAGCCAACUAGAGAUCGCCAGCCAACGCCAAUCGGGUGGCUACCUGUUCACCGAGGACAUUCUCAGCACCAAGAUGCCAGUGGAGACCAUCAAGAUGGUGGGCCUGCGCCGCGAUCCCAGCAAACCCCUGGGCCUGACCGUCGAACUGGAUGAGUUCAAGCAACUGGUGGUGGCCAGGAUUCUGGCAGGCGGCGUCAUCGACAAGCAGGGCAUGCUGCAUGUGGGCGAUGUGAUUCUGGAGGUGAAUGGCACCCCAGUCCGUACGCCCGAUGACCUGCAGGUGGAGGUGUCGCGGGCCAAAGAGAAUCUCACCCUGAAGAUCGGACCCAAUGUCGAUGAGGAGAUCAAGAGCGGUCGCUACACUGUGAGUGGGGGUCAGGUAAAGCAGAAUGGCAUCGCGGGUCUCGAGACGGGCAAGAAACUGACGUGCUAUAUGCGUGCCUUGUUCACAUACAAUCCAUCGGAGGAUUCAUUGCUGCCAUGCAGGGACAUUGGUUUGCCCUUUAAAUCGGGUGAUAUUUUGCAGAUCAUUAAUGUCAAGGACCCCAACUGGUGGCAGGCUAAGAACAUUACUGCCGAAUCGGAUAAAAUUGGUCUUAUACCAUCUCAAGAACUGGAGGAGCGACGCAAAGCUUUUGUGGCCCCGGAAGCGGACUAUGUUCACAAAAUUGGCAUUUGCGGGACGAGGAUCUCGAAGCGUAAGCGAAAGACCAUGUACAGAUCGGUGGCCAAUUGUGAGUUCGACAAGGCGGAACUUUUGCUCUAUGAAGAGGUCACCCGGAUGCCUCCGUUCCGCAGGAAAACGCUGGUCCUCAUCGGCGUUUCCGGAGUGGGAAGACGAACGCUCAAGAAUCGUCUGAUCAACAGCGAUGUGGACAAGUUUGGAGCGGUAAUUCCACAUACCAGUCGUCCCAAGCGCGCCUUGGAGGAGAACGGGACAAGCUAUUGGUUCAUGGAUCGCGAGGAGAUGGAUGAGGCCGUGAAGAAUAACGAGUUCUUGGAGUACGGCGAGCACAAUGGCAAUCUGUACGGCACCCAUUUGCAGUCCAUCAAGGAUGUGAUCAAUAGCGGGCGCAUGUGCAUCCUGGAUUGUGCCCCAAAUGCCCUGAAGAUCCUGCACAACAGCCAGGAACUGAUGCCAUUUGUCAUUUUUGUGGCAGCGCCGGGCAUGGAACAGCUCAAGACGAUCUAUGCGGAUCGCCGGGCCACGGGCUCCAAUAGGAAUUUAUCAUUCGAUCGCCAGAGUUCCAUAAGAUUCAGCUCCAGACGAGCCCGUACGCUAGAGUCCCUAGCAUCGUUGUAUGAGGACGACGACCUGGUUGCCACCGUCGAGGAGAGCAGCUUUGUCCAGCGAAAAUACGAGAAAUACUUUGACAUGGUCAUCGUGAACGAGGACUUUGAUGAGACAUUCCGUCAGGUGGUGGAAACCCUCGAUCAGAUGAGCCACGAGGAGCAGUGGGUGCCUGUCAAUUGGAUCUACUAAAAACGAAACUCUAAACAUAAGCUUUUGCAUUUCGCCUUCCUGCUUAUAGAGAAAAUAUAUACAACAGAAAUCUAUUGCCUAUCAUCACAUCAAAAGGGAUUAUUCCAGUAAUUGAAGCUAGAAAAUCACAGCGCACUACAAAACUAACAAAAA